GACCUGAAACAGGCCGCGAAGGAGCAAGCAUCCCGGGAUUUCCCUUGGGAGCAGCCAGAAGCUUCGAGCCCUCCAGCAGCGCGAGGUCGCGGGGAACGUGCGCUCAAGAGACAGAACGCCAUGGAUCGAAAGAACACGUCCAUUGCUACGGACUUGCAGAAGGUGCUCCUUCCGCAGCAGCAGAUCCGGCCGACCCGAGUCGCGGGAUUUCUCUGCGCCCAGUUUGACCUGGACCUCUUCCUGCUGUCUGGAGGAGUUUUCCCUGGUCUGCUGGGCAUCGGGCUCUUGGGGGACAUCCAUUAUCAGCCGGCGACGAAAUGCUUUGGUUGGACCGCAGAGCUCUACCUGAUGCUUUCCAUUGGUUUCAGUGUGUUUGGCAUGGACUUCCGCGUUGCCGUGGUGGUCAUUGCAACGUUGGUCGUGACCGAGCGUCCGCUAGCGGCCGGCUCCAAAGAUCUUGUCUGGGAGCUUCCAGAAGGCUUCGACACCACGCACUGUCACAACAAGAACCCUUUCUCCUUGAUUGCUUCAACCAGCAGAGAAGGAUGGGGCUUCAUCUACACGCACAUCCUAACCUACAAGUACUUGCAGCAUGCAGAGGUCGAGGUCCAGAGAUAUCUGGAGAAGAACAAGGACGACAUCAACAAUUUCAAGAGGUACCUCGACUUGAUAGAGCCUCCCCGGGCCUUGCCUACCAAAGUGGUCUCCGCGAAUCAAAGCCAAGGCCUCGCCAAAGAAGGCAUCAUGGGCAGUGUGCAGGUGUCUGGGCGCUGGGGA
This is a messenger RNA of Symbiodinium sp. CCMP2456, 777 nucleotides long. The record is from the annotation of a GenBank genome assembly. NCBI's taxonomy places the organism in Eukaryota, Dinophyceae, Suessiales, Symbiodiniaceae.